AUGAGAGCAAGACAAAGCAGGGCAAAGAAGGAAUAUGUCUACAUUGGAGCCAAGGUUGAACCAGAUCAACCAGGAAUCCCAUGCCCACAGAGGAAGAUCAGAAAACAUCAACCUCACCAUUUUCCCACUGUCUUCUUCCUCUCUACAGAAAAUUUCCAAAGUUCACCUUUCUUUGGGACAGAAAGCACUCUGCACCCUUCUCUGCCUCUUCUGAGCAACUCCAUAGAGCCUGCAGGAAUGGUGUGCAACUUUUCUAGGGUCUCCACACCAGAUGUGAGCUCAGCAUGGCUUCUACCAUCAGCAUCCAACACUUCUCUCCAGCCGCUCAUGGGUAAUGCCUAUCUUAACCCACAUGCUGGCACAACCACGCUGACAGUGCUAACAGAGCAGGGCCAGAUUUCCACCUCGGCACCCUCCUAUCCAGGUGCUCUCAAGUGGGAUUGCACUGGAAGCACUCAUGGGAGGGAAGAUGCACUCCAGGAAUUCAAUAUGACCCUCAUUGACCAGGACACUACACUCUCCUCCCUGGCUGUGACAAACCAGUGUGAUAAAAGUUUAGAUCCCAAUGUCAUAGUUCCUUUUUAUCCAACACUGCCUGCCAGCUUUGUCCAGGUCACACCACCGCAGAUGCCAAGUCAAGGAUACAGCCUGGCACCUUCCUACCAGGUGGGCAGCCAGGUCUAUUACUAUGAGCACAGCAACCUGGGCCCUCUGAUAGCUGGAGAAUUUGGGCAGUGUUUGCAGCCCCAUGGCUCUGUGUCCUACCCUGGGAAUCAGACCUCUGCGCUCCAACCGGAGAUGGUGAUGGUGCUAAAGGAGANUCAGCCAAGGAAUAUCCAAAUACCACUUUUUACCUCUGCCUUUUCCUAUUCCACAUCUGCUCAGUCCAUGCCAGACAACGGUCUUCCCGUGGUUCAAAUGGAGACGUCCCUGGGAUUGCCAACUUCAGGCCAGACACACUGUCAGCUGCAGAGUCCAGAAUUCUGCAACACCUGUGUCCAGGUUUCUGAGAUAAGGCCACCAGCAGUCAACGGGGACAGGGCAUUAACCGCCCCCAUCCACAGUCCUUCAGAGUUCCUGGCCUUGCCUUCAGCUCCAAGCUUGGAACAACCAGAGGACAAAACCAUGCCUGAGAUAAAAGAGGACACAAAAGAAAACCCAGACACACCAAUCCUGAAUUUGGAACACCCUGACUUGCAGCAGCCUCUGCAUUGCACUGAUACUGAGAGCCUCAGGCAGAAGCCUGAUUCUGAUAAGGCCCAUUUGGGAUGCAUCUGUAUAGGUCCGAAAGAGCUUGUGGGGCAAGAGAAUGAGAUUGGAUCCAGCUUCGACUUUAAAGACAUCACUAGAUUUGAGGCAGACAUUCAACUUCCCCAACUCCUAAACACCCUCACAGACAUAGACCAAAGCAGUGUUGACAAAGAUUGUCUAUCUCCAUCCCAGUAUGAGCUGCCCCCAGCUGGGAAGGUCAAGUUAGUUCCUCUGCCUUUUCCAACUCUGGACAAGCCUCAAUCCAGACCUGCUUCUAGAAAGCCCCUUUCCCUGGCUUUACGCAGGCCCACUACAGUUUACCCUGUGCAGCCUCACUCUCACUCAGCUCAAACUACCACACUCAGGCCAGCCCAACCACCUCCUGUGAGCACAUCUUUGAUAGCCUCUGCCAAGCCAGCUCCUGCAAUUUCCUCCAGUGCCACUGGACCUAAUGUAACCAACACCAACCAGUCUACUGCUGUGCCCCAGUUGGCCACCUCGAGGCCUGUAUCCUCCAGAGCAUCAUCUCAUACAUCAUUCCAGAGAGAGCUUGUUUCUGCUGCCAGGAACAAGGUACCAUCGCCUCCCAAACCUCCAACCCAAUAUCUGCUGCAUGACUUCAGCCUCCAACCCAUUCCAUGGAAGAAAGUCGACAUUCUGGGACCAGUUGUCUCACAACCCAUCACAAAAGAGCAGAGGCCAGAGAGGGAGGCCAUGAAGAGGCGAGCCCAACAAGAGCGCGAGAAUGCUGUCAAGAACCCCUCUACUGGGAUACUUCAGAUUUUCCUUCAGAGGGAGAGGGAUAUGGAAAUUUCUCAAUAUUAUGGCUAUGCAAUGUAA
Mus caroli (Ryukyu mouse) is the source of this 2091-nucleotide messenger RNA. Lineage: Eukaryota; Metazoa; Chordata; Mammalia; Rodentia; Muridae. The record is from RefSeq and is a predicted model, not a curated record.